CAAAUUUGAAGAUGAGAUGCUAUCUGAUAAUCUCAACCAGUUUGAAUGUCUGCUUUCCUUUCUGUUACUACCAUCCUCUUUCCCAUUAUGGUUCUAUGGGUUGGAAUCACCUGGAAAAUCAACUAUAUAAGCUCUUCUAUUUUUCCCCAUUUAUUUCACUUUUGCUUUUAUAUUCUCUUCACCAACAGCUAUCAAUCUAAAUCUAACUAUUCCAUUAUCAUUCGUAAUAAUAGUUUCUUUUAUUCCAUACUCCAUAUUCACUAUUUUUCCAUACUCAAUAUUCCAUAUUUGCUAUUUUUCAUUAAUAUUCUUUAUCCCUUGUUUUCUAUUUUCAGUUACAUCUUUUAUCAAUCAAAAUGGAACGUUUACAACAAAUCGCUGCACAAGCUACUGCCUCUGUUGCUCCACCUCCAACCCCAGCUCAUCCUUUAGAUCCUUUAUCUAUUGCCGAAUUAAAAGCUGUUGUCUCUGUUGUUAAAAACGAAUAUUCUACAAAAGACAUCUCUUUCAACACAGUUACUCUCAGAGAACCAACCAAGGACGCUUAUCUUAACUGGAAAGAAAGAAAUGGCCCUCUUCCCCCACGUUUAGCUUACUUUGUUAUUUUAGAAAAAAACGUUGCUGGUGUUCAAGAAGGUGUUGUUGAUCUCGGUUCUCUUAUUGUCAUCACUUUAAAAACUACUGAAGGUGUCCAACCAAUUUUAACUGUUGAAGAUCUACAAACCACCGAAUCCAUCAUCAGAAAAGAUCCUAGAGUUAUUGAACAAUGUGUUAUCUCGGGUGUUCCAGCUGAUAAAAUGCACGAAGUUUACUGUGACCCAUGGACUAUUGGUUACGAUGAAAGAUGGGGUUCUGCUAAAAGAUUACAACAAGCCUUUAUGUACUGGAGAUCAAAUGAAGAUGAUUCCCAAUACUCCCAUCCAUUAGAUUUCUGUCCAAUUGUUGACACUGAAGCUCACGAAGUCGUCUUUAUUGAUAUCCCCCAAAGAAGAAGAAAAGUCUCCAAACACCCUCACGCCAACUUCAACCCACCAGAUGUCAAAAAGAAAACUGGCUACAGAACUGAUGCUAAACCAAUCAAUGUCACCCAACCAGAAGGUGUUUCUUUCAAAAUGGAAAACAACAUCAUGGAAUGGUCAAAUUUCAAAUUCCACGUUGGUUUCAACUACAGAGAAGGUAUCGUUUUAUCUGAUAUCACCUUCAAUGACCAUGGUAAAAUCAGACCUCUUUUCCACCGUAUCUCUCUUGUUGAGCAAAUUGUUCCUUACGGUAAUCCUUAUUUUCCUCACCAAAGAAAACACGCCUUGGAUAUUGGUGAAUAUGGUGCUGGUUUAAUGACAAACCCUUUGUCUCUUGGUUGUGACUGUAAGGGUGUUAUUCACUAUCUUGAUGCUCACUUUGUUGACAGAGCUGGUGACCCAAUCACUGUCAAACAUGCUGUCUGUAUCCACGAAGAAGACAAUGGUUUGCUUUUCAAACACUCGGAUUUCAGAGACAACUUUGCUACUUCCAUCGUUACCAGAGCCACUAAAUUGGUCAUCUCCCAAAUUUACACCGCCGCCAACUACGAAUACUGUCUCUACUGGAACUUCAUGCAAGAUGGUACUAUCCAAUUGGAAGUCAAAUUAACUGGUAUUCUAAACACCUAUGUUUGCGAUGAAAAUGAAGUCACUGAUCCAUUUGGAACAAAAGUUUACCCAAUGGUCAAUGCCCACAACCAUCAACAUUUGUUCUCCUUAAGAGUUCACCCAAGAAUCGAUGGUGACGGUAACUCUGCUGCCACUGUUGAUGCUGCUUCUUAUGAACCUCCAUUAGGUUCUCCAGAAAACAUGUAUGGUAAUGGUUUCUACGCCAAAAAAACUGUUUUCAAAACCGUUAAAGAUUCAUUGACCAACUAUGAAUCUUCAACUGGUAGAAGUUGGGACAUUUUCAAUCCAAAAUCUAUUCAUCCUUACUCUGGUAAACCAGCUACUUAUAAAUUAGUCUCUACCCACUGUCCUCCAUUAUUAUGCAAACCGGGUUCAUUAGUAUCCAAGAGAGCUCCAUGGGCUGACAAAUCUGUUCAAGUUGUUCCAUUCAAAGAAGAUCCAAACAACUACUACCCAGAAGCAUCAAUGUUGUAUCCAUCUGGUGAACAUGUUCCACAAUGGUCUGGUGAAGGUGUUCGUGGUAUGAGAAAAUGGAUUGGUAAUGGUGAUGCUCCAAUUGAAAAUACUGAUAUCUUAUUUUUCCACACUUUCGGUAUCACCCAUUUCCCAGCACCAGAAGAUUUCCCAUUAAUGCCAGUAGAGCCAUUCUCCUUAUUAUUAAGACCAAGAAACUUGUUCUUAGAAAACCCAACUUUGGAUGUUGUUCCAUCUCAUGCUAUGACUACCUCUGAAGCUAGAGCUGCUACCAACCAAGAAGUUGUUAGCAAGACUGACACUACUUCAAGAUUAGCUUUCCAAAACACUUCAGGCCAAAUCUCAUGUUGUCGUUUCCAAAAAGAAUAGUUUCUUUAAAAAUAAAUAAAAAUAAAAAAUAUAAAAAAAAUUGUUACCUUUUUGCAACUUAAAACUUAUUUUUAUAUUUUUUAUCUAGUCUUUAAU
Ascoidea rubescens DSM 1968 is the source of this 2588-nucleotide messenger RNA. RefSeq names its product amine oxidase. The record is from RefSeq and is a predicted model, not a curated record. Gene Ontology annotation, molecular function: primary methylamine oxidase activity; quinone binding; copper ion binding. Gene Ontology annotation, biological process: amine metabolic process. Bases 357 to 2492 code for a protein of 711 amino acids. NCBI's taxonomy places the organism in Eukaryota, Fungi, Ascomycota, Saccharomycetes, Ascoideales, Ascoideaceae. The transcript has a single exon.